Messenger RNA from Mercenaria mercenaria, 3037 nucleotides. RefSeq names its product ADP-ribosylation factor-related protein 1-like. Bases 476 to 1084 code for a protein of 202 amino acids. Gene Ontology annotation, cellular component: Golgi apparatus. The transcript has 8 exons. The record is from RefSeq and is a predicted model, not a curated record. Gene Ontology annotation, molecular function: GTPase activity; GTP binding. Gene Ontology annotation, biological process: protein localization to organelle; intracellular protein transport; Golgi to plasma membrane protein transport. NCBI's taxonomy places the organism in Eukaryota, Metazoa, Mollusca, Bivalvia, Venerida, Veneridae.
AGGAGUCAUUUUUUCUAUAGAAUAAUAACCGGGGUCGUUAUUCUAUGAGAUUCGAAGGGAGUCAUCUUUAGGGAGUCAGUAUUUUACUUGGAGGGGUCAGUUUUUCUAUAGAAUAAUGACCGGGGGGUCGUUAUUCUAUAGAGUUUUCAAAGGGAGUCAGUUUUUUAUAAGGGGAGUCAAUAUUUUACAGGAAAGAAGUCACAUUUUCUAUAGAAUAAUGACCGGGGGGUCGUUAUUCUAUGGGGUUCGAAAUACUUCAUUACACCGACUGGUUUUCGACGCUUGGAAAGGAAGUACAUAAAAUUUCCGGUACUUUCACUUGUGAACGAAACUACUCGAGUACGAACCGGUAGAAGGGAGACAAUCCAAAAUCAAGAUGUCUGCGCCCACGUACUGAAAAACAACAACAAAAAGAAAAAAUAUAUUGUUUGAAUUCGAAGUACAUUUUUGAUAAAAAAAAGCAGAGAAAAACGAGAUGUACACAUUGUUGUCUGGAUUGUGGAAGUACAUGUUUCAGAAGGAGGAGUACAGUGUCCUUAUACUGGGACUGGAUAAUGCUGGAAAAACUACCUACUUGGAGCAUACGAAAAUGAACUUCACCAAAAAGUAUCAGGGGAUGAAUUUGAAUAAAAUUACAACUACUGUUGGCCUUAAUAUUGGUACCAUAGUUGUAGGAGGUGUCAAGUUGAAGUUUUGGGAUCUUGGAGGGCAGGAGGAACUACAGUCACUUUGGGACAAGUAUUAUGCAGAAUCACAUGCUGUUAUCUAUAUUGUUGACUCGUCAGACAAGGAAAGAAUUGAUGAAUCUAAAGAAGCCUUUGACAAGAUGAUAGUGAACGAAACUUUGAAAGAUGUUCCUCUACUCCUUUUGGCAAACAAGCAAGAUUUACAGGAUGUGGUUACAGUUGGAGAUAUAAAGUCAGUAUUCAACAGUAGUAGAGAGCUGAUAGGACACAGAGAUUGUAGAGUAAAUGGCGUGUCAGCUUUAAAAGGGGAUGGUAUAAAUGAAGGUAUAGAAUGGAUGGUUGAUUGUAUAAAGAGGAACAGUUUAGUGCGACCUCCGGCACAAAAAGACAUCACAUGACACAGGAUCAAUGCUCGACUUUUACUCUGUGUUUGUAACUCUGGGGCCAUGUUGUGAUAAAAAGUUGUACAUAAUGGGAUUAUACGAUAGUUUUGGGUAUAGAAGAUGGGAAUUAAAGAACACACAAACUUCUGCUAUCAUGUGUGAUAUUAUGAAAGUCACCAGUUAAAAGCAGACCAUCUAAUAACCUCGAGUUAAUGUGCUUAGAGCAUGUAAUACAUAAAUUAUAAUAUUGAAAGUCAUUGAUAGUAAUUUUAAUUUGCAAAAAUGUUCAUAUCAAAGGUUUCUGGAGAUUGCAGGUUUGUAUCAAGGUUACAAAUCUGAUGGUACAGCUGCAGUGCUGACCAGUAUGCUCAGUGCUUUUCUAUGAUCAAAUUCAGGGUUGCAGGUUAUGACCAAAAAUAGCACCUCUGUUGUUUUUUUACAAGAUAUUGCAGCUGGAAUAUUUGGGUCAGAAGAAGGACAAUGAUUCACUGUCACAAUGACCUUUCUCUUAACAUUUUUAUUAAAAUUUUUGGAAGUCUGUGAUGGUAUUGAAAAUUGAUUUUGUAUGCCGCAACUUUCACUUUAUAGUACAAAUUUAGUUAGCAGAUAAAUAAAACUAUAAUAGAAGAAAAUGCAUUUGAAGUUAUUCUGUUGACAUUCUUUAGUAUUUAGAGUUUUUGAAGUUUCUUUGAAGAGUAUGCUAUCAAAACAAGCUGGGUUAUUUUGCACUGUCUUGAAAUGGUUUGUUUAUGAUACAUAUUCAAGUUCAUUUAUUUAAGAUUUGUUUUGGUAGAAUUGUUUCCAUCUGCUUCAGAUUACUGACUGGUUCAUGUUACACUGUAACAGUUUUUGUCAGCUUCUUUAUGAUACAUGUAUACCACAAUCUACAAUAUUCAGAGUGCUGAUAGAAUUGUUUUCGUUGUAGUUUUGAAUGUAUUAUUGUACCCCCCGACAACAAAGUUGUAAGGGGGGGUAUACUGGUUUCAGGUUGUCUGUCUGUCUGUCCGUCUGGCCGUCUGUCCGUCUGUCCGUAGACGCAAUCUUGUGCGCACCAUCUCUCCUCAUCCCCUUGACAGAAUUUAAUGAAACUUCACACAAGUGAUCAGUACCAACAGCAGUUAUGCAUGGGGCAUGUUAGGUUCUUUUAGAAAAAAAAAUUGCAGAUUUAUGCGACUUUGUUUUUUUGUUACUAUACUAUAUACAUAGACACAAUCUUGUGCGCACCAUUUCUCCUCAUCCCCUUGACACAAUUUAAUGAAACUUCACACAAGUGAUCAGUACCAACAGUAGUUGUGCAUGGGGCAUGUUAGGUUCUUUUAGAAAAAAAAAAUUGCAGAGUUAUGGGACUUUGUUUUUUUGUUACUAUACUAUAUACAUAGACACAAUCUUGUGCGCACCAUCUCUCCUCAUCCCCUUGACACAGUUUAAUGAAACUUCACACAAGUGAUCAGUACCAACAGUAGUUGUGCAUGGGGUAUGUUAGGUUCUUUUAGAAAAAAAAAUUGCAGAGUUAUGGGACUUUGUUUUUUUGUUACUAUACUAUAUACAUAGACACAAUCUUGUGCGCACCAUCUCUCCUCAUCCCCUUGACACAAUUCAAUGAAACUUCACACAAGUGAUCAGUAACAACAGUGGUUGUGCAUGGGGCAUGUUAGGUUCUUUCAGAAAAAAAAAUUUGCAGAGUUAUGGGACUUUGUUUUUUUCUUACUAUACUAUAUACAUAGACACAAUCUUGUGCGCACCAUCUCUCCUCAUCCUCUUGACACAAUUUAAUGAAACUUCACACAAGUGAUCAGUAACAACAGUAGUUGUGCAUGGGGCAUGUUAGGUUCUUUUAGCGACAAAAAUUGCAGAGUUAUGGGACUUUGUUUCUUGUUAACAUACUAUGUACAUACAGUCUGCAUAUGCAAUCUUGUGCGUGCCUAAUCUACCAAACCCUUGCACACAAUUUAAUGAAACUUCACACAA